Prosopis cineraria is the source of this 1349-nucleotide messenger RNA. RefSeq names its product CASP-like protein 4A2. The coding region runs from base 255 to 1136 and encodes 293 amino acids. The transcript is spliced from 3 exons. Lineage: Eukaryota; Viridiplantae; Streptophyta; Magnoliopsida; Fabales; Fabaceae. The record is from RefSeq and is a predicted model, not a curated record.
ACGACGGUGGAAGAAUCGAACCAUUGCUGGAUGGUCCCACUCUAAAUUUCUCAAUGGAAUCGACACGAAGCUCAAGCUUUGUGCUUUUUCUUUUUCUCUCUCCUUUCUUGGCACUCAAUCAGACUUUUCUGUAGAGUGUUCAAUAAUUUUUUAUUUAUUUUCCGUGAGGCCGAAUUCUCUCCGCCUGCGUUUAAAAUCCACGAACUCGAAGGCAUUUAACGGUACCGUUAUUGGAGAAAUUCAGCGCUUCAACGAUGAAAAAGCAAUCGUCGAAGAACUCCGAGGCCUCCGCUCAGGUGGACUCGCCUCACUCCCCGCUUCGGUUUCAAUCGCCUUUGCGAUCCGAACAGGGCGACCCGCCUGAAUCACCCGAGUUCCGAUCGCCGGAGAACUCGCCGGACAACUCUAAGGCCAUCGUAGCCGUCAGCAAAGUUAAUCAAUACUCUCCCGCUAGAUCCGCCUUGCCUCCUUCGGACCGCCAAAAGGUGCCGGAGAAUGCGCCUCCGGCGAGGUCCCCUGUAUCGAUGAUGACGGUUAAUCGGGCCAUGAGGGAGGAGCCUCCGCCGUCCGUGACGAAGGUGGGGCCCGCAAGCGGCGUAGGGCGUGCUGUAGACGGUGGUCAUGGUAGAUCGAGGGGGGCGGGGUCUACUGUGGCAAGGUUAAAGAGGGAUGUUAUGUUGAGGAGGGCGGCGUUAGGGUUUAGGUUGAGUGAGGUGUUGCUUUGCUUGAUUUCUUUUUCGGUUAUGGCUGCUGAUAAAACCCAAGGUUGGAGUGGCGACUCCUUUGACCGCUACAAGGAAUACAGGUAUUGUUUAUCAGUGAAUGUUAUUGCUUUUGUAUACUCUGGAUUUCAAGCAUGUGGUCUGGCCUGGCGAUCAGUCACUGGAACAAACAUUAUCAAUCACCAUCUCCGCUGUCACUUUGAUUUCUUCAUGGACCAGAUUCUGGCAUAUCUUCUAAUAUCAGCAUCGUCAUCUGCAGCAACGCGGGUUGAUGACUGGCAAUCAAAUUGGGGGAAAGACAAGUUCACAGAGAUGGCCAGUGCUUCCGUUGGAAUGUCAUUUCUGGCUUUCAUUGCCUUCGCCUUCAGCUCACUCAUCUCAGGCUACAACCUCUGUGCCCCUACCUCCAUUUGACCUUCAUCUAUACGCACCCUCUAGUCUCUGCUCUUUUCUUCUUGUUCCCCUAUUUAUGUUUCGAGGGAAUGGAUCGUUGGAGUAAAAUGUUGGAACCCGACAUGAUUUUUUUUUACUGUACAGGCACACACAAAAAUCUUGUUAAAAUAUACAUGAUGUAUUCCAAUUCCCAUUACCAUAAUGAAGCAGAAAGGAGGUCUUGUUUUCUUUCCA